Hyposmocoma kahamanoa is the source of this 466-nucleotide messenger RNA. RefSeq lists its product as uncharacterized. Bases 43 to 402 code for a protein of 119 amino acids. The record is from RefSeq and is a predicted model, not a curated record. NCBI's taxonomy places the organism in Eukaryota, Metazoa, Arthropoda, Insecta, Lepidoptera, Cosmopterigidae. The transcript has 3 exons. Gene Ontology annotation, molecular function: cytokine activity; phenylpyruvate tautomerase activity.
CGCCAACGUACUGACUGUAAUUAUAUUUAAAUACAAACAAAAAUGCCGUGCCUUAAGAUUAUGACAAACUUAUCGAAGAAUAAGAUCCCUGUCGACUUUGUAGAGAAAAUCAUUCCAAUACUUGCGAAAUCCGUCAGGAAACCAGAAGAAAAAUUCGUCUGUAUAAUAUCAGGAGACAAUCCGAUUCACAUGUUUGGAGACUCAAAGUCACCUGGCGCGGUUGCCACCUUGGAGUCCAUAGGCAACCUCGGUACAGAUGAGAACAAAAUUAUCAUACAGGCACUUUCGGUGUUCAUUAAGAAAGAACUUGGAAUAGUUCCCGAAAGAUUUUUCUUAACGUUUUACGACCUGGAAAAGUAUAACGUGGGAGUUUCUGGUACUACCGUAGACACGUUUGAAUAAAAUUUAACCAUUUUUGUAAUAAAAAUUGAUUUGAAAAUGUUUGUUUUGUCCUAAAUAUACUACG